GAAACUUAUCAUUUCUUUCGGUGUUUAUUCCAAACAUCGUUUACUGUUCAUGUGGCUCCCACCGAACGCGCAAUACGCGCACACCAGUGCACCUCAUCUCACUCACACGCGCAAAUAUUCGAUCCAUUUCCCUUCACCUCAGAGUGUUUGGUGAAGCGAUGGUGAAGCACUGCCGCUGGUGACGGAUUCGCCUGUUGGCUGGGCAGUGGAACAACAGGGUGUGCUGUGAACGUAUCAUCGCACCACCUCGUGUGCGUGUAUGACCCUUUGUCUUGCCAGUGCGUGAGUUGUUGUUGUUCCAAUAGGGCGGAUUAUGCUAUCCUCCUUUUGCUCCUCCGCCGCUACAUGUGCUUUUUCCUGUCGGGAAAGAGAGUGAGUGAGACAGAGAGAGAGCGAGAAAGAGUUGUGUUAUUUUGUUGUUGUGUACCGCUACUGACGACCACGGCCCUUCUUGUGCAGUGAUUUUAGUAGCACGAGACGAGAGCAAAAACAACAACAGUCGCGACAAAACAGCUCGAAUCGUAAGGAAGAGGAUUCCGCUGCGGGGCAAGGUUGUGUGAUGCUGUGCGUACCGUCAUUAUCGCGCCGUCCUCGCCCAUCAGUAGUUGUUUGCUUCACAAACACCGCCCGUGCAGUAGACCAGCAGAGGACCGGAGCCUUCCUGGUCAUACGAAAUCAACAUCGACGAGCUGCCUCGCACUCCCACGGGCGACAGGGGGCACGUUGAGAGUUGAAGCUGAAGGAAAUCGAAGGAAAACCCCACUUUCAACCGUGCCAUCCGUCCAUCACAGUCGUCGUCAUCCGCGAUCAACCACGAUCCAGAAAGCAAAUCGUGACUGACGGUAGUGCAGCUGCGAGGAGGUCACGGGACUGUCUGAGUGGCGCAGUCGGUGGCAACGGCGACGAAAGUGGCCGACGACCACUCUUUGCCGUGACCGUCGACGAACGGGCGACAUGCUGCACGGAGCAACCCCGCUGUUGCUAGCGCAUCGUACGGACCUUGGAGUGAACCCAAAUUCGAUCGCCGUCAUACCCGUUCAGCAGCAGCAGCAGCACCACCACCACCACCAUCACCACCAUCACUACCACCACCUCCACCAUUGUCCACUGUUGGUGCUGUAAACGUGCCCCGAAACUCGCCAGCCACACCAGUCUACUCCUCGGGACCUCCGGAAGGGUGUAAGAGAGCGAGAGAAGAUUAGGCAAGGAAGGAACAGUCCCCCACCAGGAAUUUGAAGGAAUCCCGUUGUUGCCCACCCCACCAAUCGUCGACUGGUCAACGAUGUCGAAGCUGCAGGGAAAAUACGAGCUGCUGAAGGAAGAGACAAACCUAAGACAAAGACAAACCUACAUUCAGGUCGGCAUGCUGGUGGCCUUUUGUGGUCUGUCCUGUGUCGCCGUGUUCGCCACCUGGUCGAUGAUCUACCGACAGAAUCUAAUCAUUCCGCCAACGCUGAUAGACAUUCCUUCCUACUGGCGCAACCGUAUCGCACAGUACGAGACGGCUUUGCACCACCACCGAACCGUGCACCCGGGUGUCGAGUUACCGGCCACCGGCCGCAACGUUUCGAUCCAUGGGAACGCCGAGCCGGAGAACGUGGAUAAUAGUAACGGGGUGGCAUCCCGGGCCGAAUCCAGGGCUCAUACGGUACCGCAGCGCGUCAAGCAGCUCGACAACGAGCGUAUCCUACCGUCGCGCCUGGGCAACUACAUUUACUCGCAGGAGGCGGCUAGCGGCCAGCCCGUCCAGCCGAAGCUGGUCUGCUACUAUACGACACCGGAUCUGAGCGCUCCGGGCGGUCUGCGGCACAUCCUUCUGCCGGAGCGUAUCGAUCCGUUCCUUUGCACGCACCUCAACAUUGGCAUCAUCGGCAUCGACAACUGUACGCUGCUGAUCGACGAGAACGUGCACGCUAGCCUGAACCGCACCAAAGCACUCAAGCGCACCAAUCCGGCGCUCAAGAUAUUGUUGUGGAUCGGUGGUGGCAGUAUCGGCGGUUUCUCGGCGAUGGUUGAAAACCACGCCAACCGGAAGCGCUUCAUUCAGUCGGUCAAGGCGACGCUGGAAAAGUACCGGCUCGAUGGCAUCGAUCUCGACUGGGAGUUCCCGGAUAGCGGUGGCAAGCGGCGGAUGCACUUCUCCCAGCUGCUGCACGAGAUACGGCGCGAGUAUCAGCGUGAACACCGGACGUACAUACUGAGUGUGGCGGUUGCACCGCAGGCCACCCUCGCCUACAUGGCCUACGAUGUGGGCGAGAUCAACAGUUACGCCGAUUACGUUAACCUGAUGUCGUACGAUUUCCACUUUUAUUCGCCCGACCUGCCGCAAACCGGUCUUAACGCUCCCCUAUAUCGGCGACCUGGUGAGGUCGCGCUACUCGCUGCGCUUAACAUCAACGAGUCGGUACACUACUGGCUGUCAGCCGGGUUGGAUCGCAGCAAGCUGAUCGUCGGCCUACCGACUUACGGCCACUCGUAUACGCUGGUGAAUCCGUUCAACACUCGGAUCGGUGCACCGGCUGCCGGUAACGGACGUGUCGGCAUGUUCGGAUUCGCAUCUUUCUCCGAGGUGUGCUGGUUUCGGCGCCACAACAUCUACGUCCUGGAGGCGUACGACGAGGCCACCUGCUCGCCGUAUCUGCACGCCGGCACCGAGUGGAUUUCGUACGAUGACGAACGGAGCAUCGGCUGCAAGGCGGAUUAUAUCCUUGCGAACGGUUUGGGCGGCGCCAUGAUGUUUUCGCUCAACACCGACGACUUCGGUGCGUAUUGUGCCGGCAAUGCGCUAUAUGAGCCGCCAGCUGGCGCCCCACCAACCUUCCCACUGCUGCGCAAGGUCCGAUCGGUGCUGCUCGGUCACGAUGGCGACAGCGACAGCAGCCCAACUGGUGUCCGUUGAAUAUCCUGCGAAUAUGGACCCCGAUACGCGCUACCCAUCUAGUCAAGUGUGUCUUACUGGCCGCACCAGCAACGAAAGAGGACUACAGACACCUAGAGAGCUUUACCAAAACAAGAGAAACAAAACAAAAAACAAUUGGCCCGUGCCACACGAAGCGUAAAUUUACACGUAAAUUUACAAAUUAAUGCCAAAACGUUUAAUUUUAUCCCUUACACGGCAACUUGUAAGGGUUAAACGUAACCGUUUUGGCAAUAUUUUUUUCGUUUUUACGCUUCCUCUGGCAGGGCCUAUACAAAAUAACAAAAAAGCAUACAAAACAAAAACACACUCCGCAUCCGUGCGAUACAACCUCGGUUGGCGUAUGAAACGGAGAAGAUCGAUGGUCAAUGCCAGCCAGAAAGGGUAGCGUGUCGUUUCGUUCAUUGACAGGGAUAUACCGUUUUUUUUGGCCCCGCCCGUAAUGUAUCAACCAAAAAAAAACGGAAAAAAAUUGUUUGCCAUCUUGCAGUCUAGCUCUGAAUUAUGCCACGUGACAACUCCGGAGGAGCUCGCAAAGAGGGUCUGCAAUAGAAGGUUUUAAGUUAAUGAGACACUGCUGCGAACAGCAGAGAGUGUGUUUAGGAAAUGUAGGUGACAGAAGAAGAAUUAAGGAGUACACCUGUGUGCCAAAAGAAGAAACAGCAACGUAACGUACUAGAUUGAGAUAUAAAGUAUCCUACAUCAAUCCUACUCCCCCCCCCCCUGUCCAUCCGCCAUCCUCCCACGCUCCCUCUCUCAUCAAAUAAUGCCUUUACCUUUUCCUUCUUUCACAAAAGCAUGCGAAAGCGUAAGCCAUGGGCGUCUGUGUAAGACCGAACCAACAGUGGAGCAUUUCCGACGAGGAUUCAUGCCACUUACCGUGGCCACAUAGUAGCAUAGCGUAACAUCCCAACAAAUAACCACAAUUAUAACAAACAGCAACAACUGCUUCCAAGAGAAUUAGAGCUAGUGCACAAACGUAUUACAAGCAAACAAUUGUUAGAGUGUUAUGCAGCUACGAUGAUGAUGAUGAUUAUGAUGGUUGACAAACUGAAAUACUGAUCGGCACCGCACAGUCGCUCUCCCGUCUCGUUUCUUAACUAUUCACAAACCAAACAACCGACACCACAUGCACCCGUUAGAUGUCCGAUGUUCCGGAUGGUUACUGAGCCGUGCUAAGGACGAUACCAAUAGAUGGAAACACGUAUACUACUUUUUACAAACCACACAUACACACAUACAUAUAUCUACUAUCUCUUGCAAGCAUUGAUUACUACGGAGCUCUCGUCGUCAUGAGGGUUAUAGCUGUUUCGCGGUGUAAGAUAGUAGGGCUGUCUGUCGAAGCCUCUCGAGGCUAGUAGUGUUGCUAGGUGUUGCUGCUUUCGGUGUACCGAAGCCGACAAGGGACAGGCGAAAGGGGCGUAAAUUAGGAUGAAAAGGAAUUGGAAUAGAUUGUGAUGGUAGUUAAACAAAACAGAACAAAACAAAUCGAAAAAACGCUUAUAAUGCAUUCCAGGCGGGCAAAACCACCCUUUACCAAACUUCCUUCUUCCCACAAAACGCCUAACCGAAUCCCGCUCGGGGUCGAUGUAGAAGAGUGUAGAGCGUACACCGCGCGAUGCUAGGUCGAGAGACCCUUAGGAUGAAACCGAGGACACUAAUUAGAAACUAAAACUGAAACGCUUAUCAAUCGCCUUCUCGUGGAUGUGCGUGCUAGCGUGCGAACACGUUUGUAUGUGUGUCAAUGUAUGCGCGCGCGUGUGUGUUUUGUAAUGUCUGUGUGUGUCUGUGGAUGUGUGUAUGUGUUUUGUGUGUGCGAGCGCGAGGAAACUUCAGACUGAGAGAAGACUUUAAGUAAUUAGAUCGGGCAGCUGCAGCGGCAGCAUCCGUGCAUGCAACGGACGCAAAAUGUAGCGCGCUUAAGGGCCCCCUACCAUCCCGUCUUUGCCGUAACAACAUCUCAUAUAUAAGGCAUAAACCUCGAUUCCUGGUGCGCCGCUAGUUCCUUCUCCCAUCCGGCGACAUAGUGACGAGAACAGCUACGGUGUACCCCUGGUAGGGCUUCCUCGGGUGCACAGCCGCAGUCAGAAGGAGAUUUGGGGUGCGAUGUGUAGUUGCUUGUAAGUGAAGGAGCAACCGAAAAGAAAACAAAAAAUAAAAAGAAACCAGAACAACAAUUGUACUAAGUAAGCAUACAAAUAAAGGUGCAUCGAUUUUAGCGAA
This is a messenger RNA of Anopheles darlingi, 5140 nucleotides long. RefSeq names its product chitinase-like protein 3 (gene Cht11). Gene Ontology annotation, biological process: carbohydrate metabolic process; chitin catabolic process. Gene Ontology annotation, molecular function: chitin binding; chitinase activity. The coding region runs from base 1283 to 2899 and encodes 538 amino acids. NCBI's taxonomy places the organism in Eukaryota, Metazoa, Arthropoda, Insecta, Diptera, Culicidae. Gene Ontology annotation, cellular component: extracellular region. The record is from RefSeq and is a predicted model, not a curated record. The transcript has 4 exons.